AUUUAAUGCAAGGGUCAAAUGUCCUGACAACACUCGGACGUACGGUGUCGUGUUUAGAAACAGAAAAAAAGGGUCACUUUUCCACAUCUGAAGUCCAGACAUUUUGUGAAAGGAAGAAGCAAUGUCUUACUCAUCCAAGCUUCCCGCUUCCUGGAAUGAUGAACGGCCACGUCGGAAAGUGGAAAUCGAUCUGAGCUCGCCUGGUUUGGCGGUGUUUGAGUUGGAAAGACUGCUGUUCACAGGCAAAGCCAUCAUCAGCCACGCAGAUGAAGUGUGGCCGAGGCUUUACAUCGGGGACCAACACAGCGCAGAAAACCUUGCCGAUCUGUCCAGGCAUCGCUUCACCCACGUCCUGAAUGCUGCUCACAGCAAACGAAGGGGGCAACCAACCGUAUACGAGCAAAUGAAGAUCACCUACAUGGGCAUAGAGGCACACGACUCCUGCAACUAUGACAUGAGCAUCAACUUUCAGGCUGCAGCUGACUUCAUCCACAGAGGACUAAGCAAAGGAGGGAAAGUUCUGGUGCAUUGUCAUGUGGGAGUCAGCCGCUCCGCCACCCUGGUGCUGGCUUACCUGAUGCUGAAGCAGAAGCUGUCUCUUGUGGAGGCUAUUUGUGCUGUGAAAGACAAUCGGGGUGUGAUCCCAAACAGAGGUUUCCUCCGACAGCUCAUUAAACUGGACAGGCAGCUCUUUGGCGAACAUCAUUAAAUCACGAGAAACCACAAUCUCAAGAACGUUCAAGCUCCUGCAUCUGAAACCAGCUCACUUCUUCUGGUUUGGACUUGAUGUGUGCAAGGAGGAGAUCCUAGAAACAGUUUUUUGGUUGUUUUAUUUAUUUAUUUUUUUUUGUUUGACGUCUUAGAAUUUAAAAAAUCUUUUAUUUUAUGACUUACAGACGUCCAAAACUCUAAAAUCCUAAUGUGAAAACUCAUGAAGGUAUUUAAGUAAUAUGUAACAAUCCACUUCUGGAACAUAAAAACAGUUGAUAUUUGAUGAGAAGGUGAGCGUGUUAACUUAUCUAGUCUCUAAAUAUUUUCUGGAAUACAUUUAUACUAUUUGUAUCCAUUUCUAAAACAGGGAAAACUCCUCAUAUGCCAAUCUAUUAUCUUCAAAUUAAAAGAAAAUUCGCUGCAAAAAUGUAGCCUUUGUGGCUGAAUUUUCCCUGUUUACUAAAACCUGGUCUCCAAACAAACAAAUUCAAUUGAUUUGUCCAACAUUAAAACUGUUUUUAUUCAUGAAACCUGGACUGAAUCUUGGUGUGAGAGAGGGAGGAGCUCAAAGAGCGAUUGGAGGCAACUUAGGAUAGAUGUCUAGUCGCUCAGUGAUGAAAAAAAUUAAAAAAUUUUUUUAAAUGAAAUUAAAAUGUAAUGGUUAGAUUUUUAAACCUAAUGAAUAAGCUUACUAAUUGCUAGAGUGAUGCACAUUGGUUUUGAAGACUUGUCCACUGAUGACAUAUCUGCAUCAGUUGGCAGGAAAACAGCUGCAGCCCUCAUUAGCACACCUGAGACAAAAAAAAAAAAAAAAGCUCCACCCUCUAAACUGGAGCAUUACUAAAUGACGUGUACAUUAACCAUAUGCUGGCUGAAAUAAUUGCACAAUAUUUAAAUGUUUUCAGGAAAGAAUGUUUCAUCAGAAAUGAAGCUACUCUGUCAUUAUCUGUCCAUGAACAAAACAACUUUUCUGAACCCACACACUGUUAAUGUCCAAAACAGUUUUCCAUUAAGUGCAUUGGAUUUUUACUGGGGGUUGUGUAUGUAAGAAUCUUCACAUAUAUACACAAAAUGCCGUUUCCAGUGACUAUUUCUGUAUCACAACCAUUCAGCCGCUUCAUGACGAGCCUCCAUACUAUUAGCACCUUAGACUUUUAUAAAAUUAUAUAAAUGUUUCUCAAUCAAGUUGGAAACUUAACUUGUUCUUGGGCUGCUAAAGUUUUUACAUUUAAUUAAGGGUGUAUUGGCACACGAUGUUCUCCAAUUAUGUCUUGUCAGGACAUUUAUUUUUGUACUCAAAUUUUCUUUAAAUAGUGGAAAUAUAACACUUUUUACAUAUGAGUGACAACAUAAAGUUGUUCCUUGACAAUAUUACCACCUGCUGGACGAAAUUACUUAAGUCUUUGCAGAUAGAACUUGAAAACCCCAGAGGUCCAUGACCUACAAAAAUCAAUUUCUGCAGGGCAGUCCAGUUCCAGUCCUCUGGAGCAACACUCCUACAGCACAAGCUGCUGCGCGCUCUGCAGGAAACAUCUUAUUUAUGGGUAGAAUUGUGAACCCAAGCAUCUGAUGUUCUAACUAAAAUUUCAAAGUGAAGUCUUUCUGCUCUCUCAAUGAAUGGAAUACUUUGCUUUGCAAAUAAAACACAUUUCAAAGCAUGCACUAAUGAAAUUUUUGCAAGAGGCAAACUAAAGAUUUUUAUUGGCUUCUGUAUAACUUAACUGGAUUCAGAGACAUGUGUCGAGCCCAGUGUUAUAGAUUCUGUCUUUUCUUCUGUCUUUUAACCUCCUUUUUAAUUUGCUGACAUGCCACAGUGAACACAAACGUGUUUUUGUAUGACUGAUGCCAGGCAAACGCAAACAUACUGAAACCGAUUAGACAAGCCUUGGUACAGACUGCAGAGAAUAAAAAGUUGAACUUGC
This is a messenger RNA of Poeciliopsis prolifica (blackstripe livebearer), 2633 nucleotides long. RefSeq names its product dual specificity protein phosphatase 26-like. The coding region runs from base 122 to 709 and encodes 195 amino acids. Gene Ontology annotation, cellular component: cytoplasm. Lineage: Eukaryota; Metazoa; Chordata; Actinopteri; Cyprinodontiformes; Poeciliidae. Gene Ontology annotation, biological process: negative regulation of MAPK cascade; protein dephosphorylation. The transcript has 4 exons. The record is from RefSeq and is a predicted model, not a curated record. Gene Ontology annotation, molecular function: MAP kinase phosphatase activity; protein tyrosine/serine/threonine phosphatase activity.